ACAAAGGGGCUCCAUUUAGUGAGUCUUUCCCUGGCGGCAACACUCUCCACAUCCCCACCCUUUUCCAGCUCCAUGAUGGUCCUGCUGCCUCCUGAGGCCCCCUGGAUAGCGGCUCUGACAGUGUUACUUAUGGUGCUGAGCAAUCCCGUGGUCCAGGGCAGAGUCACUCCAGAGAAUUACCUGUAUCAGACACGGGACGACUGCUACGCGUUUAACGGGACGCAGCGCUACGUGUACAGAGACAUCUACAACCUGGAGGAGAUCGUGCGCUUCGACAGCGACGUGGGGGAGUUCGUGGCGCUGACCCCGCUGGGGCGGCCGGACGCCGAGUACUGGAACAGCCAGAAGGACGUCCUGGAUGAUGCGCGGGCCGCGGUGGACACGCUGUGCAGAUACAACUACGAGCUGGACGAGGGCUUCACCCUGAAGCGCCGAGUCCAACCUAAAGUGAACAUCUCCCCCUCCAAGAAGGGGCCCCUGCAGCACCACAACCUGCUUGUCUGCCACGUGACAGAUUUCUAUCCAGGCAGCAUUGAAAUCCGGUGGUUCCGGAAUGGACAGGAGGAAACAGCUGGGAUUGUGUCCACUGACCUGAUCCGUAAUGGAGACUGGACUUUCCAGAUCCUGGUGAUGCUGGAAAUGACCCCCCAGCAGGGCGACGUCUACACCUGCCACGUGGAACACCCCAGUCUGGACAGUCCUGUCACCGUGGAGUGGAAGGCGCAGUCUCAUUCUGCCAAAAACAAAAUGCUGACGGGAGUCGGGGGCUUUGUGCUGGGAUUCAUCAUCCUUGGAGUGGGUGUCUUCAUGCAUAAGAGAAGCAAGAAAGUUCAACAAGGACUUCGAUAAAACAGGGUUCGUGAUCUGACCUGAAAGACUAUGUGUGCCUCAGAACAAGUAUCUGUCUGUUUCUUUAGCCCCAGAAGGCUGAUUCUGGGACAGACCCUCAGCUUCCCAAGAGAAUGUUAAUGAAAUGUAAUUUAUCUCAACCAGUUUCUGUAGCCCUGCUCUCUGAUUCUAUGCACAGCCUCUUUCAUGGGGCCUUCAGCCAUGUUCACCGGUCCUUAACGCCAUAAAUAAUCAAAAUCCAAUGUUAUUCUCUGUUUUCUUGUAAGAGUAUGUACCCUGUCGAUUUUGCCAUUGUUUUUGCUUGAGGGUUUCGAUAAAGAGUAGGUGUUAAUGAAGAAGUUACUGUUGUUUACACUUAAGUAAAAAGAAAAAUGUGAAAAUGAGGAUGUCUUAAUUAUUUGAGACAAUGGCCAGUUGAAAGUGGACCUCCUCUGAAUUUGUUGUAUUUCAUUGUGCUUCCCCACAUUCGCAUGGUGUACUUCCCUUCUAGUAGGUCUGAGAACAUCAUCCUUAGUUAUUCAAGGAUGAGCAGACUCUGAAUUCUGGGGUUAUAGAACCCAUGUUCACAUAGCACUGAUUCAACAUAUAAUUCUUUAUGAGUAUGUUAUACCAUUUUACUAGUAAUAAAUUAAUAUCAGAAUUUAAGAAUAUAAUGUAAUAAACGUUAAUCCCUCUCUUUGAAAAAAAAAAAAAAAAGACCACAAUAAA
Molecule: messenger RNA, 1557 nt
Organism: Loxodonta africana (African savanna elephant)
Lineage: Eukaryota; Metazoa; Chordata; Mammalia; Proboscidea; Elephantidae
Product: HLA class II histocompatibility antigen, DP beta 1 chain-like
Exons: 6
Coding region: 73-849 (258 amino acids)
Biological process (GO): antigen processing and presentation; immune response
Cellular component (GO): membrane; MHC class II protein complex
Source: RefSeq, a predicted model, not a curated record